AAUCAUUUUUUGGUUUUUCACCCUCCUUUCUCCUUCUUUUUUUUUUUUUUUUUUCUCAAUUUUCAAACAGUCUUCCAUUGUAAUAAUCAAUACCCACCUACAUACUUGUAAGUCUUGAAUACUCUUUACUAGUAUUUAUCAGAUCUAUCAUCAUUUACUUACCCUUUUUUUCAUUUUUCUGCAUCUACAAACCCCACUUUUGCUAUUAUCGAUGAACAAACACUUAAAAAUUGAAUAAUUACUUCCCCUUUAAACCAUCCAUAAAUUCAUCAUCAAUCUCAUUUUACAUUUUUUCAUCAAUCUCUAUCUAUUCCCCUGUUCUUGAUUCAUUUGUUUGGUUCAUUAAUUAUUUCGUUUUUCCAUUUUGAAUUGAACAGAGUUGAUUCAUCGAUUGUGUUUGCUUUUUACAAUAUCUUCCAAUAAGUUUUAAUCUUUUGGGUUCGAUUAGCAUGCAAGAUUUCAAUUUCUGGGAAAAAUGACAACUUUACAGAAACAAGAAAUUAAUGAAGAUUCUUCUUCUAAACCUAAAGAACGCCGUAUUGUUACUUGGACUCAAGAGGAGGAUGAUAUAUUAAGGGAGCAAAUAAGCAUACAUGGGACUGAAAAUUGGACGAUAAUUGCAUCAAAAUUUAAGGAUAAAACAACAAGACAAUGUAGAAGAAGAUGGUACACAUAUCUUAAUUCUGAUUUCAAAAAGGGAGGUUGGUCACCGGAAGAAGAUAUGUUGUUAUGUGAGGCCCAAAAGAUAUUUGGUAAUAGAUGGACUGAAAUAGCCAAGGUGGUUUCUGGAAGAACGGAUAAUGCAGUGAAGAACAGAUUUUCUACCUUGUGCAAAAAGAAAGCAAAACGAGAAGCAUUGGCUAAGGAGAACACCAAGGGGUUUAUCAAUGUGAAUAACAAAAGGAUUUUGAUUGAUAAUAAUGGGUUUCAUUCCCAAUCAAUGAUGAAAAUUGCAUCACCUCUUAAAAAGUUAAGAAGAGCACAUAUACCAAAUCCUGCAGAAAAUUUCAACUCUGGGAAUAUUUUGCUGGAAAGAUGUGGAAUGUCAAAGCAGCAUCCAAGACCGCCGUUUGCGGUCUUGGCUCAAAAUGCCCGAAAUGCUGACAAUAAUUCAAUAGUUUCCUCAGUUAAGGACACUUUGAUUAAUGGUGAUGAGAAAUUGGAAGGGGCAUGUUUUAGAAAGGAUGAUCCAAAGGUAGCAGCUUUGAUGCAACAAGCAGAGCUUCUUAGCUCACUUGCAGUGAAAGUAAACAUGGAUAACUCAGAACAAAGUUUUGAGAAUGCUUGGAAAGUUCUUCAAAAUUUCUUUGGAAGAAGCAAAGAUAAUGAAGACCUCAGAUAUAAAAUAUCGGAUUUUGACUUGCAGCUUGAUGAUCUUAAAGAUUUCAUGGAUAAUUUGAGAUGUAGCAAUGAGGAGAGUCAACCAUCUCAGAGGCAACCUGAUCUGUACGAGUCACCGAGUAGCUCUGAAUACAGUACUGGAUCAACUAACUUGUCUGCUUGCGAUCAAGGAGAGCAUUCUCAGGCCGAGAUGUCUACAUUACACGAGGAACUCGGAGUUACCUCACAGUCGGUGCAGACGGCUGAUAACGGUUGUGUUGACAUAACAGAAGACAAGCUUCUCCCCUGUGGAACAACAGAUCAAGACUUUAGCUCCCCAAUUCAAGUAACGCCUUUAUUCAGAUCACUGGCGUCUGCAAUACCAAGCCCCCAGUUUUCAGAAAGUGAGAGGCAUUUUCUUCUGAAAACACUCGGCAUUGAGUCUCCAGCUCAAAACACAAUCACGAAUCCUUUGGAACCACCACCGUGCAGAAAAGCACUUCUGCAAGGCCUUUGAACAACAAUUUUACCCUGAUCCCUUCUUACAGUUAACUAUCAUAUCAUCCUUAAUACUACUGUUGGAAGUUAUGAUAUAUCAAACUUUUUCGCGGUUUUGUUCAGCACUGCAGCCACAUAGGCCCAAGUUUUUUUGAGAGGCUUUUUACGAUCUGCAUCCCCAAGAUCCUACAUUCCAGAAUGCCGUCCUGUGCCUUACAGAAACGCAACAUUCUGUUCUCUGUCAGAUCAACUAUACACGGUCUGCAUCCCUACACUCUUUGUUUACUGUUUUGUUAUCACCCUCAGGUUGCCUAAAGCUUAUCCUUAUGGGAAUUAAUUUGUGUAUGAAGUGUGUCAUUCUUUUGUUUUUAUGGGGUUUCGAGUUUAAGGUAAUUCGUAAUCCCAGCCAGUUUUAUGGCAUUUAUUAGUUUUUUUGUACAGCAACCUGCAAACACAUAACCUUAGUUUAUGGUAGUGUAUAAUCAUUCAUACUUGGGAAUCUCGUCGAUCCCAAAUAGAUAAAAGUAAAAAGAAAGAAGAGUUAUAGAGGAUUCUACCAAUGGAUUGGUUAAAUCCUCUUUGGGUUUUCUUUUCUACUGUCUUGGUGAGCAGAUAGUAUAGAAUAAGCUUUGUUCAAGCUUUCCAAUUUCCUCAAAAAAGAUGUAUUGUAUUACUCAAGAUGACUUGAGUUGUAAAAGAAAAAAAAAUGGAUUAUGAUUUGUGUGCAAACAUGGAUUUUCCUGCGGUGUUUUCUUCUACCCCCCUCCCCCUCCCCCUCCCCCUCCCCCCUCCCUUUUCUUUUUAUUUUUGGUGGAAAUCUGUGAUUAUAUUAAGUCAAGAUGACCCGGAGGCUUGGGGCUAAAGGUUCCAUAUAAAUUUUCUCCUGGUUAACCGUAUCCAUACUAUCAACCAAGUGGACUACGGUAUUAUCUUUUCUACUUUGUUAUAACUUGUAAUAAUCCAAAAUCAAAUGCAGCGUAUUAAGAUUUUCUUCUAUUCCAACUGCUAAAUAUCCAAUAGCUACAGGUACCCACAAUUAAUAACUACUUAGCCGCUUUGUCGAACAAGCCCAUUUUAUUGAAAAAGGUUUUUGUUUAAAGAUGUAAUAAUACUGUGUUUGGAAUGAGAGAAAUGAAGGGAAAGAAAGGGAGGGAGGGAUAUGAAAGAAUAGAGAAUUUUUGUUUGGAUAACAAAAUAAGAGGGCUUUAGAGGGAAAUUUGGACAAAUUUUGUUAAGAAUAUAAUCUCUUCUAAAGUGAAAAGAUUUGACGAAAAAUACUUAUUUUUCCUUCCUUUUCCCUUCACUCUCCUUGUAAACAAACAAGUUGAAUUCUUGCUCGUGACCCCUCCCCUUACUUUUCCUUCCUUUCUUUUUUCUUCCCUUCCCUUCCUUUCUUUUCUAUCCUAUUGUGUUAUCCAAACAUAGUGUAAAGGAAGAAUGUUACAAAAUAUUUGUGACCAAGUUGAAGAGACAAAAAGUAAGAUAACAAAGAGUAACUGAAGAAUGUAGCACUUACUAACAAUGUUGCGGAGAGAUCUGGUUGAAUGCUGCUGUUUUGUUGCUUUUACUUGGCUAUAUAUCUUUGUUUCUGCAACUGCUUGAAUCUGGAAGGUUAUAAUUGAGGGAAAGAAGAAGACGAAGGUGGAGAAGAUCUGUUAAUUUAUGUAUGGAAGAUCAAAGUUCAAAAAAUAGUGGAGACAAAUGAUCAUAAUUCAUAACUAGUAAUCCAUAAAGCUUAAGGAGUAAGAUCUAAGGGAGGUUAAAAGAUGGAGGGAAGACUAUACAAAAUAAAGUGUACUUCUUGGAUGUGACAUUUCUCCCUCCAACCUAACUGAAAUUGAAAAAAGUUGCAUUAAUGAACAUUUUCUUGUUUUGACCUUUGCUUUUGCUUAAAAGGAUAGAUUCUUGAGGACCAAAUUGGUAACUAAAAUUGGUAACUUUAGUUGUUUGUUAUCACGUUUGGUUAUCAGUAAUAAAUGCUGAAUAGAAAUAUAAUUUUAAUAGAGAUAUCUAUUAUAAAAUUUAUGGUAGUGUAAGUUUUACCUUGACAUAACCCAUUGUUUAAACUUGCCCGUUCUAAUUUAUAGUACGUGUAAUAUAAAGGCCAAGUAAAUAUCACAAAAUUAAAGUGAAGUUUAAUAGUCAACAUACUUUUA
This is a messenger RNA of Amaranthus tricolor (Joseph's coat), 3974 nucleotides long. RefSeq names its product transcription factor MYB124-like. Lineage: Eukaryota; Viridiplantae; Streptophyta; Magnoliopsida; Caryophyllales; Amaranthaceae. The transcript is spliced from 12 exons. The record is from RefSeq and is a predicted model, not a curated record. Gene Ontology annotation, molecular function: RNA polymerase II cis-regulatory region sequence-specific DNA binding; DNA-binding transcription factor activity, RNA polymerase II-specific. Bases 476 to 1837 code for a protein of 453 amino acids. Gene Ontology annotation, biological process: regulation of DNA-templated transcription. Gene Ontology annotation, cellular component: nucleus.